UUCACGGAAACGGCAAGUGACGCACUGCGGCCGGCGCAAGGCAAUGACGUGUAGCAAUAUUUGUAUCAGCUGUUUACGGGGUUGUCACCCACUACGCACUUUUAUGUCUAAUGCGUGAGACAAUAACGAGGCAUCAGCCACAUAGUGGGUGUAUUUUAAUUUAGACGCAUGUGAAAACUAAGGAAAUUUUAGAUGAGCAAAAAUCUUCUGUAGGCCUACGUGAAUUGCACGUUAUAAAAGAAAUAAGGCAGAAUGAUUUUUUAAAAGUAAUAAUUGUCAAACAACUUAAAAUCUAUUACAUUAACCCUUGUUUAGAUUGUAAGUUGUUUGUUGAAGUCUGGUGUAUGGUUUGAUUGUGUAUCCAAUUUUCUUACUACCAAAUCUCUCCGUACUGUAUGACUGCAAAAAGAAAAUAGACCAAUAGAUUUUACAGGUGAAAUAACUUCAUCUAUUUAAUCUGAGAAAACCAAUUUCUCUGAAAUACCAAUUUCACCAAAUGAAAAUUUGUACAAUACUAUAUGUUGCCCUAUUAAGGUUAAAAAUGGGUAAUAUCACAAGACAGUGAAAUACAGAAUUGAUCUGCCAGUUAAGAAGCAUGGUGUCUAAUUAGUGUUCACUUCUUCGUGCCCAUGUGAGUGUGUACAUUUAUCUGUCCUGUGAAGGACUGGCAUCCUGUCCUAGGUGUGCUCCACUUUUGUGCCCUAUGCUGCCCAUGCAGAACUCCUGAUCCCUCUGUGAUUCUGAUAAAAAUAAGUGGUUGAAAGUGGAUUUAUGGAUUUGCCAAUCAAAUGCAUCGUUUCUCAUAAUGAAUAUUUGGAUAUUUCUUUAUGAGCCUUUCAAAGAGGGCUAGACAACUGAUUACAAUUACCAGUUUUAGCAUGAAAUCCCAUGGAGACUUUUACUUAUACAGGUUAUAUCGCGAAAAUGUGGAAACAGCCAAAUAAACUAUUUUAAAGACAGUUUCUCUAUAUUGCUUAUGUAGAAAUAUUACUAAACUAAGAUAUAGUUUAAGAAAUUGUAAAAUGUGUCUACAUACAUAAAGUGUAUUACAUGAUAUGUUACUCAUAUUUUAUGGGUACAGCUGUAUUAAAUCAAAAGUAUUAUUUUAAAUAUCCAUCCAUCCAUCCAUCUCCCAGUCCAUUAUCCAGUACAGGGGCAGAGGGGGUCUAUGGCACAAGAUGAGGAACAUGCUGAGUGGGAUGCCAGUCCACACUAUGGACAAUAGAGACAAAGGUUCUAUUCAUAGUGUGUCUUCGAACUGUGGAAGGCAAACCAUGCAUGCUUGGGGAGGACGCGCAAACCCCAUGCACCAUGGGGAUGGAUUCAAACCCACAAUCAUGAAGGCGUCAUGUGAUGGUAUUGAUGUGUUUCCAUUGGACAGCUGUCCUUCGUUCCUGUUUGCACUGUAUCCUGGUAAAUGUAGUCAUCUGUGUUCACAGAACCAUGACCUAUUCAAGUAUGUUUACAUACUGACAAUAAAGAGUUCUAAGCUCUAAAUAUAAAGUUGGUCAAAUUAAAGUUCAGUCUGCAAAUUUUGCAGUCAAGGACAUUUGGCACAUUCAAGGUAUAGUCAGACCAUAACCUGGAGUGAAAUGCAAGACUAUCUAUGGAUUAAACUACAAACAAAUACACAUUGUCUUAUUUUUGAAAAGUAUUGUGCAUUGAUAGUAAAUAAAUCUACAUAUGAAAUUUGUUCAUAUGCAGUGGAACUAAUCUGCAUGCAUAAUCCCCAGUCCUUUCAGAUGCAUUAUAAAUAGUCUACACGGGCUGGUAACGACUGCGCCUGCAGGCAGAAGCUAAACGCAGUGCAUAAGCAAAUAUUUUCAUAGGCUUGCAGCUUUCAUUUGCAGAGGAAAGAAGUAGAAUAAUAUCGUAGAGAGACAGGCUGAUCUGCGCGUUUAAUAAGCGAAGGGGAUGAAGGGGACGGGGGUGCGAAUUCUCUGGGCACGCGGCCCUGGGAAAUGGGAAUGACGUAGUGGGAGAGGUAGCUAUAUAGUCCGUCGGGAGAGCCUCAGCAUCUCUGUGCGCGGUUGCUACGUCUAAAAAAAAGUGUACUGGGCGUGAUCUGAAAUAAGAUCUGAAACAAAAAAAUCUCAGAAAUGCAAUGUCUCCGAUUUAUCCCGGAAUACACCGGCGUGUUUACGAAUAUGAUAAAGCCAGACGCGGCUCCCCCACGUCUGGCUGCUAGAUUGUAAAUAGGAAGCAUUUUGGGAGUGCGGGGGGGGGGCACUCGGUGGGAAGGGGAGGGUCGAGUUUCAGGAAAAGAAGGAGAACGUUUUUUUGAGGGGAGGGCAAGAAGUUGAUACUUAAAAAACGAGAAAACAUUUGACAUAGUGGGCUCGCUGUGCGCUUGUGCGGAGCCGUCGGUGCGUGGGGAGAAGAUGGCCGGGAGCUGCAACAACCUGGCGACUGCGAGCGGGGAGAUCAUCCAGCUCAACGUCGGCGGUACGAGGUUCAGCACCUCUCGGCAGACGCUUAUGUGGAUUCCUGACUCCUUUUUCUCCAGUUUGCUCAGUGGUCGGAUAUCGACUCUUCGGGAUGAAACUGGAGCGAUAUUUAUAGACAGAGAUCCAACAGCAUUUGCACCAAUUUUGAACUUCCUCCGGACCAAAGAAUUAGACCUUAGGGGUGUAAACAUUAAUAUCCUUCGACAUGAAGCUGAAUUUUAUGGCAUCACACCUUUGGUACGGAGGCUGCUCCUCUGUGAGGAGCUGGAACGCUCCUCGUGUGGCAGCGUGCUCUUCCAUGGCUACCUCCCACCUCCAGCCAUCCCGCCUCGUAAGGACAGUGCAGUCCCCUCACCUGCCACCGCUGCCCAGGAGGAGCGGCCGGGGCCAGGGGGGGCCGAGGGGGGCCUCCCUAGGCCCUGUCCUCACGCCUCCCUCCCCAGCCCUCCUGGAUCUGAUGCCCCACAAAGACUGGGCUCACCUGUAGACCCCAGGAAAGUGUUGAUAGUUGCUGGGCACCACAACUGGAUCGUUGCAGCAUAUGCACAUUUCGUCAUCUGUUACAGGAUCAAGGAGUCCUCCGGGUGGCAGCAGGUGUUUUCCAGCCCUUACCUUGACUGGGCUAUAGAGCGCGUGGCCCUUAAUGCGAAGGUGGUCGGCGGUCCCCACGGCGACAAGGACAAGAUGGUUGCCGCGGCGUCUGAAAGCAGUAUUAUCCUCUGGAGUAUCCAGGAUGGAGGCAGCGGAAAUGAAAUAGGUGUGUUCAGCCUGGGCGUGCCGGUGGACUCUCUGUUCUUCAUCGGGAGUCAGCUAGUAGCCACCAGCCACACGGGGAAGGUGGGAGUGUGGAACGCCGUCACCCAGCACUGGCAGGUGCAGGACGUGGUCCCCAUCACCAGCUGCGACACAGCCGGCUCCUUCCUGCUGCUGGGGUGCAACAACGGCUCCAUCUACUACAUCGACAUGCAGAAGUUCCCCCUGAGAAUGAAGGACAACGACCUGCUGGUGACGGAGCUGUACCACGACCCAUCCAACGACGCCAUCACCGCGCUCAGCGUCUACCUCACCCCCAAGACCAGCGUAAGCGGGAACUGGAUCGAGAUCGCAUACGGGACGAGCUCCGGCGCGGUGCGGGUCAUCGUGCAGCACCCGGAGACUGUGGGCUCGGGGCCUCAGCUCUUCCAGACGUUCACCGUGCACCGCAGCCCCGUUACCAAGAUCAUGCUCUCCGAGAAGCACCUUGUCUCUGUGUGCGCCGACAACAACCACGUGCGGACAUGGACGGUGACUCGCUUCAGGGGCAUGAUCUCCACCCAGCCGGGAUCCACGCCCCUGGCCUCCUUCAAAAUCCUGUCCCUGGAGGAGGCUGAGAGCCACGGCAGCUACUCCUCCGGCAACGACAUCGGACCGUUUGGAGAGAGGGACGACCAGCAGGUCUUCAUUCAGAAAGUCAUUCCGAUAACCAACAAACUCUUCGUGCGUCUCUCCUCUACUGGAAAAAGGAUCUGUGAGGUGCAGGCGGUGGACGGCACCACCAUCACCUGCUUCACGGUGCGCGAGUGCGAGGGCUCCAGCCGCAUGGGCUCUCGGCCGCGCCGCUACCUCUUCACAGGCCACGGCAACGGCAGCAUCCAGAUGUGGGACCUCACCACGGCCAUGGACAUGGUCAACAAGACGGAGGACAAAGCUAAGCGGGACGCAGCAGAGGUAGGCGGUCCCACAGAGGAGGAGCUUCUGAAGUUGCUGGACCAAUGUGACCUGAGCGCCUCGCGCUGUGCCACACCCAACAUAAGCCCCGCCCCUUCCGUCCUGCAGCACAGCCGCCUGCGAGAGUCCUGCUCUAGCCUGCAGCUACAAGCACACGACCCCAUUCCUGAGACGGCCACCUAUGGAGCGCUGCGUCCCUACCGAGAGAGCCCCCUGCUGGCCCGCGCUCGCCGCACCGAGAGCUUCCACAGCUACCGCGACUUCCAGACCUUCAAUCUGGGCCGGGGUCUGCUGGAGAUGGGGCCCCUGGAGGCGCGGCACCCACCCGCCGACCCUGGCACUGAGGCCGGGGAGAAGAGGGGUUCUGCCGCAGAACUGUGGCCCAGCCGGGCCACCGAGGUCCAGCCCGAGUCUCCCCGGCAGGCCCCGGACAGCCCUGGGGACGCUCGGAAGAAGGUGCCGCAUGAGGAGGAUGGGCAGGACGCCAGAUUUGAUGGGAGGAAGAAGGGGGCUUUUGAGGGGACUUUUCUGGGCAGGAAGAGGGCACCCCCAAUGCCUCAGCUUGCCUCCUUGCCUUCCAGCACGGAGGGUGGGGGCAGCGACUCUUCCAGCACUGCGUCCCCCUCCCCGACCAAGGUGUCAACCUCACCCCGACACCGGAAGGGCAUGGAGCCCCCGGGCCAGGAGUACCUGUGAGUGUCGGACACACGGAGAGACGCCCGUCAACGCUGACAGAGACAUGGCAGCAGCACGCAUGUACCCCCAGAUACGGAACCACAUCUGUUUCUCAUGUAGCUUUGCAUUCUGGUCCGCUGGUCAUAUGGGCUAUGGAUGGGCUAUAGUCCCUCAUCUCCCACGGAUAGCCCAGACAGGAGGGAGGCUCAUAUAGCCCUCCGUUAUGAUUUCAGUCCCAGAGGGCCAUUCCUGUGGGUGGGGUGGGUUCGGAAACCUCAGCUUUGCUGCAAUAUCUGUCUGGUUGCUGUCAUCACAUUGCAUUCGCCCGCUGCGCGCUGGUGGCUGUUCUGAGCCCUCAACUGGAAUGCUUUCUCAGAUCUUCUUGUGAAGUUUAUUAAGUGAAGUGGUGAGAAGCUCACGCACUGAUGCCAGGGUUCCGUGAAGUUUUGCUUUCAAACGUUGUCCUCUUGGACAGGAGUGUUUUUGGGCUGAGCGUCAUAGUGACAAGUCAUUAACGUAAUAGAAAUCGAUGCGUUUAAAAUGAGUCCUGCUGGGCUUUGAGUGAAGCCGACGGCAGCUGGUUCAAUGGCUGAGGGUGGGUGGGCGAUCGGACCGCCGAGGCCCUGGGAGAGUGGAGGAAGCAUACGUGUGUGGCUGGUGGGGGCUGGUUGUCCUCUCACCCCCUGGGCAUGUCAUUCUCAGGUGAUACCGUAUCGAGUCAUCAAGAUGGGUGAUGUUUCCCUAUUUUUUUGUCAUAGAAUUAAAAAUUAUUGAAGUUAAACUAUCAGAAUUAAUUUUUCAUAGCUAACAGGAGAGGGAAUCUAGCAUGUUUCUCCCUGAUUCCAUUGUAAUCUUUCUUACUCACUCAGUGCCUUUUUAACACUCGCAGCUGUGGAUCAAUAUAUGGUUACAGGCCACUGGACAGGAAUGAGACCAAAGUGAGGGAGUUGAGCCCUGUUCUCAUUUAGGAUGUGUGACCGGGACUUGGUCCUCAGCGUGGAGUGAGAAUGGUUUUCCUUACAGCCAUUUUUGUCAUAUUACACGGAAGACACAUUUCGGCUGUAUAGAUUGGCUCAAUAUAUGCAUUAUGUCAAAUUAUAUUUUCCUUGCUCCUCAUAUAUAUGCAGUCCAUGAUAUUUAUAUGUAAUUGUUCUAACACGGAAUUGCACUGUUACUAAGGAAGCAUACAGAAUAGUACUUACAGGUUUAUUGAAGAAACACUAACUGAUCACAAUGGGGACUGAGCUUUCUACUUACAUGAAAUCCUGUCCCUUUACAUGCCAUUUACAGAACUGGCUGUAGUAUGUUUACAAUGUCAGUCCAGUCAAUAUAAUGUGGUUUGUAUAUAGAAUAAUGUAUUUAUGUUGUCUAACUGUUUUUGUACAGCACCUGUAUAAAGGAGAAUAUUAAUAUUGAGUUGUUCAUGGUUACAGCAAAUGCAUGAGAGAACUUUAUUUUUAAAGGGUUAAUGUGGAGGAUGUAGGUCUGUGCUUGAAUGUAAUGGAAGGAUCAUUAAUGAGGAGGGAUUCACACUCUUUUAGGAUGCGUGUGGGACAGUCAGGGUUCUGCACCAAAGCGGGGCAGACCGCACUCGCUGCAUAUUAUGGUCUGUAUGAUGCGAAGGCAGGCUGCAGUGACGUGCUGCUCGGCCAGACCUGCCGUUAAUGCACCAUCAUUCUCGUGGCGAGUUUAAAGGCAGAACGCGGCCUGUUGUUAAAAAGACCAUCUUGCUGAUGUUGUUUAUCCACGGGGGGGCGGCGGAGACAAGGAACCCUAACUGUCCCAUGAAACUGCGUUCCUAAAUCAGAAGUCGAAACGGAGAACCGAUUGGUGGACUUUUGGCUUUUAUGACGUGUCCAGGACUCGGUGCGCAGUCUGAGCAACUCGACUGUUGGUGUCUCUCCUCAGUAACUAUAGAGACUGGGUGCUGUCAUUAGCGAUGGGCAGGGGGGAUGCUCCAAUGCUGGAUUAUGUGUGUUUAAUGUUGCGGUACAGUUCAAACCGGGAUCAAGCUGGUACCUGAAGCUGCCCGACAGCCAGCAGCUGUGUCAUUAGCCUCUACUGACAGAAUAAAACAGCUAACCUGCAA
This is a messenger RNA of Brienomyrus brachyistius, 6918 nucleotides long. RefSeq names its product potassium channel tetramerization domain containing 3 (gene kctd3). The transcript is spliced from 18 exons. Gene Ontology annotation, molecular function: protein binding. Lineage: Eukaryota; Metazoa; Chordata; Actinopteri; Osteoglossiformes; Mormyridae. The record is from RefSeq and is a predicted model, not a curated record. The coding region runs from base 2382 to 4850 and encodes 822 amino acids. Gene Ontology annotation, biological process: protein homooligomerization.